CAAUAUUGAUUUAAACUGUUCCGGUGUUUACAUUGAAACCUAUCCAGAACUUUUAUCUGUUCUUACAUGUGGAUUUCUUGGCAAGAUGUUCAGCCAGGACAAGUGUCAUUUACUGACUUGAGUAAUGAAACGAGCGACACGAGCCACACAAGACUGUUAAUCGGGACAAUAGAUCUGGACAGGGCGUGGAACCAUGGUUGAUGUUUUUAUAUAGAGCUAUUUAUAGUUAUUUGAGGUGUAACGUACCCUGAGGUAGAAGAUGGAUUAUAGAGGCAACCCUAAUGGAUAUCCUGAUCCCAGGGGGCCACCAGAACAAGUACAGAUGCACUCAGUCAACCCUGGAUAUACAGAGCCAACCCAUGCAGACAAUGGUCGCCCGCCUUAUGUGAUAGACAUGCAUUCUGGUAUCCAGGAUUUAGAAGAUAGAAAUGGUGGGGAGGAAGAUGUGAGGUAUUUACAUGCCAGAGGAAGUCGUCGUAACUGGGCAGCAGAUAAUCAAAGGGAUGCUACUGAUCUCAUAAAUGAACUACCAAGUAGACAAUUAGAGCAAAUAGCAAGUGAUGUAGCUAAAGGCACUAUACGAAGGAAGAAGAGUAAGAAGUCUUUCCAUGGGACGGUGAGGGGACACCAUGACUACAAUGACCUAGCAGCCUCACUAUCACGUGACCCGGAUUUGAUGGAUGAGUUUGAUGGGGAGACCAGGACUACGGAGGUGCUGCGGGAUAUGGCUGUCAAACUCACAGACAAAAAGGAGAUCAGGAACAAUAUUUCAAAUUCCCGUCAGCGUACAUUAAAACGAGGCAUACAAAGCCGUAGGCCGGGCUGGUGGAAGAGGACCAAGUACAGCAUUGGAAUUGGCUGGAUGCACUUCAAGUACCGCUUGGCUGAACUUGCCUACUCCCUGGAGCUGUGGAGGAGUCUGACAAAGAAGAUUGAGGGCCACUUCGGCACUGGUGUUACCUCCUAUUUCAUGUUCCUCAAGUGGAUCUUCCUUCUCAAUAUUCCCAUAUUUUUCCUGACUCUAUGCUUCAUAGUCAUUCCCCAAAUUGUGUAUGUAGAGUUCCAACCAUCAGCAGAGGCUGUAGCUGCAGUAGUUGCUGCUAAUAACAUGACAAACGUGACCACGACGGCACCAGUUGUCACCACUACUGCAGCAUUCACAGGCAGGGAGCUGCUUACCGGAUCUGGUUAUUUUACCAAUACUAUACUGUACUAUGGGUAUUACACCAAUGGUAUUGUACAGGUAGUGGGGGAUACCGAGUACAACAUGAAAUACGCUUAUCUUCUCACUGGAGGGGGAUACUACAUCCUGUGUCUGAUCAUCCUGGCACUAAGCAUCUCCAGGUCCUACAAAAAAAAUUACAUUGAGGCGAGUGGAGUGUUUAAUUUCUACAUUGUCACUAAGGUUUUCUGUAGCUGGGACUAUAACAUCACCUCCCCAGAUGCGGCCCGACUUCAACACAAAAGUUUCUUUAAUGAAAUCAAGGAAUUUUUGUCUGGGAAAAAGUUGGAUGGUGCCAACCGGGAUUUCUCUACAAAGUGUAAAUGGUUUUUUUUACGAGUCAUUACCAACCUCAUCGUGCUUGGGAGCAUAGGAGGUUCAGCUUAUUGUAUAUACUACAUCCAGGACACCGAUUAUAUUAAGAACAGUAUCGUAAUCCUUGGAAAGUUGGCCAUGCCCUUGGUUGCCACGGGAAUCAUCCUUGUGCUGCCCUUUUUCUUCACAAGGAUAGGGAAAUUAGAGAACUACCAGAAACCACAGACCGAGUUGUAUGUGGGGAUGACAAGGACAAUGUUGCUGAAGGCAGCCAUACUGGGUGUACUGGCCUAUUUUUGGUUCAACAGAGCAACAAAAGAAGAUGAACCCUGUUGGGAGACAUCUCUGGGGGAAGAUAUUUACCGUCUAGUGCUGGUAGACUUUGUCUUCACUUUGAUUAGCACAUUUUUUCUGGAAUUUAUUCGUCGAUUGUUGGGUCAGUACUGCUGUAAACGGUUAGGGGAUACAGAGUUUGACAUUGGCAGGAACACGUUGGACCUGAUUUACUCUCAGGCAUUGUGUUGGCUGGGCACGUUUUACUCCCCCUUGCUGUCAUUCAUCAUGAGCAUCAAGUUAUUCAUCAUAUUUUAUAUAAAAGCUGUCAGUGUUCUACAGAACUGUAAACCUUCUGUGAGAGCAUGGAGAGCGGCGAAGAGUCACACAAUCUUCCUCGGAUAUCUCUUCAUUUUCUUCCUCCUGGCAGUUGUUGCUGUAUCUUAUGGUGUGUUGCUCGUGCCCCCCAGCGAAACUUGUGGUCCCUUCCAGGGCCAGGAGCAGGCCUACGACAUUGUGACCACCCUGGUUGACAGUUGGGAGGGGGACCUGGACUGGCUACAUCAAAUCUUUAAACUCGUCUCUUCUCCAGGUUUCAUUGCCAGUGUUUUGGUUGCUUUCAGUGUUGGAACCUACUACAUGAGGAUUGUAAUGGUGGGCCACAAAGAAAUGGUCAAACUUCUGCGACAACAGUUAGCAAUGGAAGGACGUGAUAAGGCAUACCUACUGAACAUGUUACAAGAAGUGAGCCGGUCUAAAAAGGAGAAACUACGGCCAUCUACGGAAAAUCGCAUCUUGUCUCCAACAUCAGCUACUUCCAUGGAGUCCUUGACCUCACCAGGAGGACGGAGGUUUGCUCGAACAAUGGCCGAGACCGCCGCCGCUAACACACCCCAGCAGUCACCGGUCCCUAGCCGCAGGAACAGACGCAUGGACAGCAACGAAAACCUCACUUCACGCUUCUGAUGAGAUGUGCUGGAAACUUUCCGUUGUUUUACUGAUAAAUUUUGAAGAUCUGCUUCAAUGUGAAAGUUCUGCAAUCCGUCAUUGUCUAUUUUAUAUAUUUUAGCUGGGAUUGGACAUCACCUGCAUACUGUCCCUUACAAGUUAUGUGUACUGUUUAGCACAAACAGAGGUAUGGUGUCGUUGACCUUUACUGAAGUAUCAGAUAAAAAGACAUGUGUAUGUUGUUUGUAACCAAACCAGAAUAUCUGAAAAAAGAGAUAGACAUUUUUAUUAGUCUGUGAAAUGAUAAACUUUGUAUGAAAUAAAAAAUGUUUGAUAAUGAUACAGAAAACAAUAUUUAGGGGUUGGAUUUCCCCUCUGAUUCGUACAUUCCUUUGUUCAAUUGAUUAUAUGACUAGAUAGUGUGUAGAUCAAUAGAAAAUGUCAGUCUUCAUUUCUCUGUAUGAGCAAUUUGUCUAUAAUAGACAGGUAUUUCUAUGCAACAGGAUAUAUUUUGCAAAAUGAUGCUUCCAAAUGAAAUCUUCUCCUUAUAAAUGUGUUUUGAGCAAAUAAUUAAAACAAUAUAUGAUAUCACCUCCUCCGAUGUAGACCUGUAUUUAUACAGAGCAACAUCAGUACACUUUGGAUUGUUGAAGUUUGUCAAUAGAUUGUUUGCUUUAUGAAUGUGAGAAUUCUAGUACAGUAUAGUGGGUAAAUUUAGUAGAGGUUUGAUUUGACAAUUUGGCAGGUCCACAUCUAGAUUGUCAAAAUUUAAAUCACUGAAGUUUAAAAUAUCAAUGUCCCCAACUCGUCCAUCUUCAGCAGUUACAUGUUCAGUUUUUUGCUGACAAGAGAACAACUCCUCGAUAGAAUGUCAGAUUCCAUUGGUAGGUGUUUCGCAUUGGGAGUCCAAAUAUACCCAAGAAAUAAGUGGUUGAGAGCAGGUAUAGUGAGCAGCUUGAUACAGGAGUAUACUAUACAUUACAGUAAAGACCCAGUGCCACUCGACAUUGACUGGGAACUAUGGGAACAUUGACAAUGGGAACUAUGGGAACAUUGACGAUGGGAAGUAUGGGAACAUUGACAAUGGGAACUAUGGGAACAUUGACAAUGGCAACAAUCUAUUUGCCAAAUUAUACGACCUCCAUCAGUGCCUGAAUCUGCUGUAAAAGAAAUCCAUAUUACAUGUUAUAGUAGGCCUAGCUUUUUCAGUAACCUGUGCUCAUAUAUAGCCAUGAUGUUUGUAGAUUUUACUAAUAGUGUAUAUGUUACACGGGAGCAUGUACCGCCUUUCCAGCAAUAGCUGUAGGGGAUUUUAUUUGUACAUAAAUGCUUAAGUGCAGGAAAAUGUGUUCUCCAAUAACGUGAAAGUAAAGCUAUGCAAUGAUUAUAUUGUUUAAUUACAGAUAUACCACAAUUUUAUCCAGACCUGACACUUAGUAUACCACAAGUGUUUUUACCACAAGUGUCUUUAUCCAGACCUGUUUUAUAUGUUAUAGGAGUACAAAACAUUCAUAGAAUCAUAAUGAGGAAAUGACAAAUAGGUUCAGUGUGUGUUUUCAUGUUAUCAACAAGUGCCUUCGAGUUUAUAUGUAUUAUAUACCUGAAAUAACAAAGAGUGGAGGGGAGAUCUUAAUCAGUGAGAUAUAAAUAGCAUCAAGGUUGGUUUGGGUUUAUCUGCGAAGAUGUUUUAUGUACCAUAAAAAUCCAUGUAAUUUGCGCACUUUUUUUUCAGAAAUUUAAUACCCAAAGUGGGGGGUGCGUAAAAUACACAGGUAUAAGCAAUUUCAAGUUUUUUUCAUGAAAAGAUCGACGAUUCUGGCAGACCGCCAUCUUGGACACGAGAUAAUCUCCCUUGGUACACGGAACUCAAAGACAAACAAUGAUCAACACAUUUAUUUAUGUCAAACAUCAAUAAAAGAUACAAUUGAUAUAUACGCACACGUGUGUUAUGUUUACAUUAAAUCAGAUAAUCAAAAGAAAACAAACAACAAAAUACACAUUUUACGUAGUUUCUUCUUGGUU
This is a messenger RNA of Mizuhopecten yessoensis (Yesso scallop), 4780 nucleotides long. Its product is annotated as transmembrane channel-like protein 5. Bases 260 to 2776 code for a protein of 838 amino acids. The record is from RefSeq and is a predicted model, not a curated record. Gene Ontology annotation, cellular component: plasma membrane. Gene Ontology annotation, molecular function: mechanosensitive monoatomic ion channel activity. The transcript is spliced from 19 exons. NCBI's taxonomy places the organism in Eukaryota, Metazoa, Mollusca, Bivalvia, Pectinida, Pectinidae.